GAAGAUAAGAGUGAAUCCACAGGCUGCUAUCAUCAAUCUAAUGGCAGUCACAAUGGUGUGGGCACUAGGCAUAGCCAUGGCAAGUGAUCGUUCAAAUUCUUUCGCAGUGAAAGACCACAUAUUUCCAGAGUUCAGAAAGUGGCACGUGUACGUAGUGAAUGGUCUGAGUAACGAGCAGAACUUGCUCGCCAGGUGCAAAUCCCAGGACAAUGAUCUGGGGGCCCGCACUCUGUUUGCAGGGUCCAAUCUGACCUGGAGUUUUAGGACGGACUUCUUCCACUCCAUCUUAUUCUGGUGCUACCUUAAAAGAGAAGCAGGUGGUUCCGCUGAGUUUGAGGUUUUCUGGUACAAUGAGCGUCUCUUCGACAAGUGUCAAUGGAAGAACUGCAUCUGGGUCGCUAAAGAUCAAGGGAUUUACCUCACGGAUUUGUCUCAGAACCGUGAUGAAUUACGCUAUAGCUGGGAUGGACAUUGAACAAUCAUCUCAAAAUUUCUAGGUUGUUCAAGAAAACAUGUUGAAGAUUUUGUCUACUCAGGCGUGCGAACGCCAUUGGCAAGAACAAGGAAUAAUAAACUUUAGGGUACAUAGGAGUAGUUUCUGCUGUGUCGUUCAUGAAACUAACGAACAGUCUAGUUUGACAAGCCUCUGCCUAAACUUCCAUAUGUAACAAUUUCAUCCAUCUCUCUGGUCACCGUUUAUUUUUGGCAAAUCUUUCCUACCUUUUACAUUUUAUUCUUGCCCCAUAUUUAAGUUUUAUUUCGUU
This is a messenger RNA of Prosopis cineraria, 764 nucleotides long. RefSeq names its product S-protein homolog 1-like. The coding region runs from base 41 to 475 and encodes 144 amino acids. The transcript has a single exon. Lineage: Eukaryota; Viridiplantae; Streptophyta; Magnoliopsida; Fabales; Fabaceae. The record is from RefSeq and is a predicted model, not a curated record.